UCUUUAUAUGUAUCGUCAACCGGGUCAGAAGAUUGUGAGCGCAAUGAUGUUGCCGCUGUGUUCUAUCACUGGGUGCAGCCUGCGACGGUCGGCAUGCCUUUAUUGCCAUUCAACAACGGUCUACUAUCAAUAGCAUCAUCGCUAAACGACUUCCUUCCAGCUUUAGAGUCAAUCAGUCAUUUCCACUGCAGUUGUUCGCAUCGGGUAGGCUGUCGAUCAGGUAGACCGAGCAAGAAAUGUGCAUGUUGAUGUUUUGGCGUUCGAGUCAGCCUCGUAACUUGGCAUUUAUAACCGAUUCCGAAAUGACUCUGUGUAAUUGGACGCUCUUGACGGCCUUGUGUUGCAUGGCGAAAAUCUCCCUUUGCUAUUGGGUUGGCUGGCAGACUAGAGGCUCAGCUGGAACGCCACCAAAAUCCGUAUCUGGAGAUGCCAACUUGUGGCUGACUUUUGAGAUGCUCCCUUCUUUUUGCCCUUUUUGAUUCAUAUCUUCCUGUUAUUUUAUGCUUCUUCUGCUCUUUCGUAAGUCCGAUGUGCAGCCUGAAUACAAUCUGAUGGACGCCAUGAAGAAGCUCUUUGGCUGGAGAAAGACAGCUCUUUACCUCACCAUUCUCGCGACAAUCCUCACAAUCUUCCUAGUCACAGUGCUCAUCAUAUCCCUCCAGGUAGUCAAUGGCGGCGGGGCAUCUAUCUUUGGCGAAACGGCCAUCCUGAGCGGUUCAUGCGAUAAAAUCUCCCGUGCAAAUCUCUGGAUCCAUCUUGCCAUCAACAUCAUCGGAACAGGCGUCCUCGGCUCCUCCAAUUUCUUCAUGCAAGUCCUCGUUGCUCCAACACGACAAGAUGUUGAUCGUGCCCAUGCUGCAAAGCGCUGGGUAGAAAUUGGUGUGCACUCCAUUCACAACUUUCGCUUCAUUUCAAAGCGUCGGAUUUUCCUUUGGGCGCUUUUCUCACUUACAAGUAUCCCUCUACACUUGGUUUUCAACGGUUCUGUGCUGGAGUCAAAGGCUACGAAUGGAUUUUUGGCCAUCAUGGUCUCGGAGGAUUUUCUGGAUGGUGCAAGAUAUACUCUUCCGUCUGUGACGACUACGUCCAACUAUACAUAUCUUGUGAACGGCGAGAGCACCCCCAACAGAACUAUCAAGAGUAUCAAGAAUUCUCUAAAUGAAGAGUCCUGGGAACGCUUAGAAUUUCAAGACUGUAUGCGACGCUAUAAUGAUCUUGAAGCACUCAUGCUGAAUCACCGGCAUGUCGUUAUGGUCAUGAGCAAUCAGAACAACACGCCCAGCUCUCAGUGGACGCGAGAAAAUGUCGUCAAAGUAAAUAAUGACUGGGAUGAUUUCAAUGCAACAAAUUCCCUCUGGUUCGCUGGCCGGUACAAUCGUUUGAGAGACUCGCGCGGGCUCAUAACAAAUUCUACGCAUAAUAACACGGUACCUGGCUACUACAUGCAACUCAAUCCAGAUACCGGAGUCAUCCACAUGAACGAAACAGAGUACAAGCCCGCGUUUCAAACGAUGAAAGUUGACUACUGCCUCUCCGAAAGAUUUGAUGCUCCCUGUCGAUUGAGCAUUGCAAAUCCUCUUCUUCUUAUUGUCUGCAUCAUGUGCAUCACUAAGUGCUUGUUAUGCGCUUAUACCCUGAAAGUCAGGUCCUGGAACACUGAAAAUCCCCUCAUGACUGUCGGGGAUGCAAUUUCUUCUUUCAUUGCCAAGCCGGAUACUUGCACACAGGGGAUGUGCACGCUCGACGCUGAGGACCUACAUAUGAAACUUGAUCCAGACAGAGUACUGGGCACUUCAAGAGUGUGGAAGAAGAAACAGGCGGUAGCUGGGAAUGCAGUGAAUCCGGGUAUUUGGAUCCUUUCUUACAUGCUUAUCGGAAGUCUGUUGGUUCUUAGUGGACUCCUCCUUGCACCGGCACUGCAGACUCAAUCUUUGCGAGAGUCUCGAUUCGCACAUCAUCAGAAAAACGCCGACGUCAACGAUUCUGGACUGCAGUCAGCAUCACUGCUUAGCCUUACUAUGAUAUCGAAUACACCUUGCCCUGAGUCCGAUGAUCCUGGCAAAGCACAAUUUACCGGGCCAGAUGGUUCUAGGAGGAAGCAACUCCAAGGUCAUUUCGGCUGCUUGCCACUGCAUCCCCGUCAGUUCGAGCCAAGCAGUUGGAAAAGGCGGCACGGUUACUGCUCCUCUAUUGGAGAUAUCGGAAAGCGUAGGCGGCCCAUUGGAUCUAAUGGCGACAAUGAAAUUAAGAUGGGGAGAGGUACCGACGACAAAUACAGAUGGUGA
Molecule: messenger RNA, 2285 nt
Organism: Fusarium verticillioides 7600
Lineage: Eukaryota; Fungi; Ascomycota; Sordariomycetes; Hypocreales; Nectriaceae
Exons: 3
Coding region: 501-2285 (594 amino acids)
Source: RefSeq, a predicted model, not a curated record